AUGAAAAGAUUCCUUAAGUUAAAUUUGGACAUUAACAAAAAGAUUUCAUACGAAUAAUCACAUAGAAAGUGCUUUUUUUAAAGGGAUUAUGUUAGAAUGGAAUGGAUGAGAUAAAAGUUACCUAAAUCACAAUAAGAGUUUGACAUUGUUUAAUAGGUCAUUAUGUAAAAUAAAAAGAAUGUAAAAAAAACAUAUAUUAUCAUGAUGCAUGAGAAUAUCAUGAUGAGAUAAAAAAAAGAUGUAUUUCAUCAUAUAUAUUUAGGGAUCUUUGUGUUGGAUUGACUAUGAAAAUUCCAUUUUAGAUUCUAUAAAUGACCCAUAAUUUGGAGAAGGCAUUAAACUAACUAAAUGCUUUGACGAAAUUGAAAUAUAUGGAGAAUUAGAUAAAAUGUUACCAAUAUUUAAGAAAUACACUAUCCAAUUAGAAUUCACUUAAUAAUAUCAUUUUUUAAAGAAGAUUAAUUCUUUUGAUAAAACUGAGGUAAACUAAUUAUCAUUUAAUAAUUAGGUUUUUAGAAUAAGGUCUAAAACAGAUAGAAAUGAUUAUUAAUGCAAAAUUUUUUAUAAAAAAGCACUCAAUCUUACCAUGGAAAAAUAAAUAGAAAAAGAAUUAUAUAUAUUAAGAAGAAUAAAUGAUGAAUAUAUUCAAAAAUAUUUUGAAACCUUUGAAAAUUAAGAGUAAAUAAUUAUAGUAGAGGAAUUAAUUAUAGGUGGAAAUUUUGAUUCUUAUUUAUAAAAAUGGCCAUUAUUGUCAGAGGAAAAAGCAUCCAAAUUUUUUUUUAAAUUAUUUAAAAGUUUAGCAUAUCUUCAUUCCAAAGGGAUAAUGCAUAGAGAUUUAAAACCAGAAAAUAUUGGGCUUAGAUUAAAUGGAAAUCUUGAGAAUCCUUGUAUUUGUUUUUUUGGAUUAGCUGAUAUUGUUAGUCUAGAAAAUGAAUCAGAUGAAGAAGAUGAAACACCUAGAUAUUUAUUUUAAAGAUGUGGAACUCCAGGAUUUGUAGCCCCAGAAAUUUUGAAGAACUAAUAAUAUGAUUGCAAGGUUGAUAUCUAUAGUUUGGGAAUUAUGAUGUAUUAUUCAUUAACUGGAAAAAAGCCUUUCGAUUCAGAAGAUUAUUAAUAAUUAUUAGAGAAAAAUGAGGAAGGAUAUGUAGAUAUAUCAAUUUUAAAAUUAAGUAAAGAAGGCCUAAUGUUAAUUGAAAAAAUUCUCAAACCUGAACCAGAUGAAAGAAUUACAGCUUAAGCAGCUUUGAAUCAUAUUUGGUUUAAGACAGAGAAGCUAUCAAAAUUGAUGGAAUUUAAGGCUCACAAAAAUAUCAAAAAAAUUUAAUUUAAAAGUCCAUAACAUCGUAAAAGUAUGUAAAAUUCUCCUAAAUUAUUACCAAUUGUACUUUCGAAAUAAAGUAUGGAUUAAACUUGUGGUAGUCCUGCAUAGCAUUAAUUUUCGAAUCCACAUAGAAAUUCUACUAAUUAUCAUAAUCAUUCAAUUUUUCGUAUUACUACAUUGAAUGGUAGUUUUAGUCCAAAAGAAGUUUAAUCUUUUUCUUAAUCAUUAUAUAAUAAUACUUAAAAGGUAAGACCAAGUGGAAUUUCACCUUCAUUUUUUGCUAAGACUUAAAGACCAUCAUAAUCGAUAUCUAUUUUAAUGCCAAAUAUGUUUCCUAAGAAAUUAGAAUAUAAAUGA
Molecule: messenger RNA, 1678 nt
Organism: Paramecium pentaurelia
Lineage: Eukaryota; Ciliophora; Oligohymenophorea; Peniculida; Parameciidae
Source: the annotation of a GenBank genome assembly